Molecule: messenger RNA, 3641 nt
Organism: Zeugodacus cucurbitae (melon fly)
Lineage: Eukaryota; Metazoa; Arthropoda; Insecta; Diptera; Tephritidae
Exons: 4
Coding region: 133-591 (152 amino acids)
Source: RefSeq, a predicted model, not a curated record
UUAAAUAAAACCCUGUCAAAUACAUUUGUCACUAUUUCGUUAAUUGUGUUUAUUGUCUAUUUGUUGUGAUUUUGCCCAAAUUGUUUUAAUUCCUUUAACUUCCUAAAAUAUCCUUCACCAAAUAUAGUGAAAAUGGAAACAUGGAAGCUUUUCAUUGUUACCAUUAUAGCCAUUUAUUAUAUUGGACAAGUUAGCUUCGUCAACGGUUUGGAGUGCUAUGUGUGUUCCAAUCAGACAGGUAACACAGAGAAAUGUUUGAAUACGAUAAAAACCUGUGAACCAGGUGAGGAUGCAUGCGGUACUGAGAUCCGUUGGGGAAGCCAACCAUAUUUCUCUCAGGGUGCACUAAAACAAUACUAUGUGUCCAAACGUUGUAUGACAAAGCAACAAUGCCAACAGCGACGUAAACGUUAUAUGCAAUAUUGCACACAUAUUUGGUAUGAGGAUUGGUGGUGCCAUGAGUGCUGUGUUGGUGAUCGUUGUAAUUACUUUGUGAUUAGUGGAUCAAUAAAACAAAAAAUAACUGCCGGCACUAUAAUCGGCGGCCUAUUCGUUGUUACGCUACUCAGCGUGUUUACAAUGCGGCGUUAAAGUAUCUGUGCAGUAUAAAAAGAUCACCCAAGUGCCUCACAAAUUUUUACUACUGAAAAGUAAAAAUUCUUAAUAAACUAAAAUGAAAUAAGUUAUACACCACCAUUAGGAAGAGUGUGCGUAUACAACUUUUUAUUAUUAGAUCCACAUAAAAAAAUCGCAGCAUUAUUGUUUUCGAAUAUUAUCCGUCCAACUUUUACAUUAAGCAUAAAGUUAUAAUUUAUUAUUAUAUUACGAACGAUAUUGCCUUAAAAGGGCAAAUAUUUUAUGGGUUUUACUUUUCAACAAAUGUAAUGUAUUCGUUUUUAGUUUAUAAGCUGCAUGCUUAAAGCUUUAAGAAAAUGCAGUAUUUAUUAUGAAAAAUUUAAAAUAUCAACACAAAAAGAGAAUAAAAUUAUGCUCAGAUUUGAGCUUGCACAAUUUUUUACACAUCAAUAAACUGUUGUACAAUUAGUAAAUUUGUCUAAAAAUUUGGGGAAUCUUCUUGAGGACUAUAAUACAAUGUACUUCUAUUAACUAAUUACUAGCAUUAAACUAUUGAGCAUACUUUAGCUUGCUUACAAAUUAUGUUAGAAUAUAUCGUAUGCAUUACCACAAAUUGUAUAAUCUCUCGCAAUUUUCUACAAUUGUCAACUGCCGUUACCAAGCUUUCCUAGCUCCGCAAAGCUUUUAUCUUAUUUGCAUAUCACGCAAUCUGAUUUGUUGAUAGCCAUUAUAACUGGGGCUUGGCUGUCACGUACAAUUUGCACAUCUUCUAUUCCUAGCUUUUUAUUGCUUUGCAUUCUUUCAACGAAUACUUUUCAAAUGACUAGAGUAUAUUUCGGUCGAACUUUGUAACAACCUUUGGGGGUUUCUACAACAAUUGGCAAGUGUUUGUGAAUAAAAUAGGUUAACUGGCGUAUUGUCACAUCGAUAUUUGUAUGAAAAGAAGAAGCAACGCGAUAAUCAGACUGACCGCCAAAUUGUUUACUACAUGCGAGUACUCAAAAAAAAAGGAGAAUAAAAAAUUCAGUAAAUAAAAGUAAUAGUACCACGUACAGUAGCAAUUUUAUAUGUCGUUCUCUAAGUAGUUUGUUGGCGUAACGCACAGCAAGCGGUUAUGUUUAUGGAUAAACUGGAGGAGCAGGCAUCAACCAGCCGGCAACAACAGACGCACCGUGUCGACAUGAAUGUGGACUACCAACUCCAUGAAAAUAGCGAAACGAGCAGUGUCAAAAAGCGCAAACCUUUAGUGGUUAGAUGUGUGCACGGACUGGCGAAUGGAUUUGUAAAUGCGAUUUAUGGAUUUCUCAAUUCGCGUUUGCUCAUGUGACAACCGGCAAACGGCGCCUAUGAAUGCAACAACAACAACUGCAAUAUGCAUUUGUGUAUUUACCUGUAUUAUUUGUUUAUACAAACGUAAUACAUGUGUAUGUAUGUAUAAAACGAACUUGAUAAAAUUAUGACGAAAUUUUAAAUAUAAACUAUGCUCAUUUUACAAUAUUCCGUUGUUUAUUUUUUUAAGAUUUAUUUGAUAUAAAGUGCAAGAAAAUAUUUAGCAUAAAAAUGUACACGUUUAUGCGUUAUGUGUGCGCAGUUUAUUAUAUAAUAAUGCAAGAGGUGGCGCUGGAUUGCAAAAAGUGGAGAGAGAAGUGUUCUAGGUGUUUGAAAAACAUUAAAUCUGCGAAAAUCACUAAAAUGUGUGAUUCAUAUUAUAAUACAGUUGAACUUCACUAACUCGAAACACUAUAAUUCAGAAAAAGAUUUCGAGUUAGAGAGACUUUGAAUUAUGGUAGGUCAUUCUUAUGAAAUUUGACUGCUCUUGCCAAUUCAAGAGUUUGAGUUAUGGAGAUCUUCGAGUUAUAGAAGUUCGAGUUAUGGAAGCUCUACUGUAUAUGGAUUUUGUUUGUUUUUUGUCUUGAUGUUAAGCUUUAACAAUAGAUUGUUGUAGUUGUAAAAGUGAAAAUUAUUCACAAACAGUUACAAAACUGAAGAAAAGGUAAUUUGUGGCACCUAAUUUCAGUUAACCUAACUUUGAAAAUAUAUACAAAAACAAAAAAUUGUAAUAAAACUACAAAUAAACAAUAUGUACAGUUAUAUAGUGUGACAUUUCCGGUAUUUAUUUAAUUUUCAACAUAAAUACACAUGUAUGUAAGUAUGUAUGCAUAUACUAAACUAAAUAUGAAAUUAAACGUAUUCAAGUUAUUUCAAUCAAUCAUUAAAUGCACAUAAGUCAUAGCACUGAAAACAGUAAAAAAUGGAUAAUUUAAGUCCAUUUACAUUAUUGUAUUUGUAUUUGUAUUAUACUUUUCCUUUUUUUACACAAUAAGUUUAAUAGCAUUAUAAAUAUUAAAUACGAAGUUGCAUGGGUCUACACGAUCACCAUUUAAUCGAUUUAAUGAUCAUUUUUUAUUUUUACAUAUAUUUUGAAAAAAAACGCACUUUAUUAUAUUCAAAGCUUGCAUACUAGUGUUUCAAAAUUUCUAACAAACACACACAAUUAAUUGUCUAAUUAAACAAAAACUUAUGCAUAAACCUGCUGUUGAUUUUUACAAUCUCCGUUUAUGAGUUCAACUUUAAAUUGACAAUUCGUAAUAAGUAUUAUAGUAUAAGGAAAGUCAUUUCAUAGCAAAUACAUAACAUACAUACAUUGGAAAUAAAUCAAGCGCUUAUUUUUCAGUAGUUCUUAGUUUCUCAUCAUUUUUUUUAUAUUAAAAUUAAUACAAAAAAUAUAUAAAAUCACAAUUGCAUUUUUAUGUAUGUAUGUAUCUUUUCAUUAAUUGGUGUAUUAAAUAAAAUAGUUUGCUAUUUUUUUUGCUUGGAAAAAAAAUAUUUAAACAAAACAUCUUUCUAAAGCAUAAUUAAUACAAUGUAAAAAGCAACAAUACAGCAACAUUAUUUUUGAAAAUUUCAUACAUAUUUCUAAUUGUUGUUGUUGUAUACGAGAUUGAUUGUUUGAUUGAAAUUGUUUUGAUUUGUAUUAAACUGCAGCACUGUCAAUUGUAUGUCUGUAGCUGUAGCCGAACGUGUAUGCUUGUGUGUAUGUAUGUAUCUGAGUGUGUUGUGUUUAG